Molecule: messenger RNA, 2721 nt
Organism: Rotaria sordida
Lineage: Eukaryota; Metazoa; Rotifera; Eurotatoria; Philodinida; Philodinidae
Source: the annotation of a GenBank genome assembly
AUGGGCGUGUGCAUUAGAUCAACAAAAUUCAGUAUUUUAACAAUAUUUAUCAUCAGUUUAUUGUCAUUUAUUCAUAUUUCAUCAAUUACUUCUACGGAUCCAGUCGAACAAAAUUCUAUUCCUGGCCAAACUGAUGAGAACAAGCAGACUGAUGCUAUUGAUGAACAUAUUUCACAAUCAAAUGGUAAUAUUUUAUCAGAUUCAAAUUCUGAAACAAAAUCACCUGAGCUUGUAUCAAUAGUAGCUAAUGAUGGACCGAUAAUAUCAACAGAAAAUAAAUCAGAUAUUAUUGAUGAAGUACCUAGACCGACAGCUUCUCCACAAAUGGUAGACAAUCAAAGUACGGAUGAUCAACAACAAGCAACACCAUCUUCAUCCAAAAGUAAUCGAUCAAGUAUUAAUUCAUUUGAAGAAUGGAAACAACAACAACUUCAAGCUGAUUUAUUAAAAAAAGAUGAAAUUGCUAAUCAUAAUAAUGUACCAUCUGAAACAACUUCAACAGGUUCAUCAAAAGGAAUUUCAUCAUCGACAAAUAUCCCGCAAAUGACAUCUACAACAGGUUCGUCAAAAAAAGGCAAACUUCGUAAAAAUUUUGCUAGUGCAUCAUGUGGUGCAAAAAUUCUUGCACAUAAUGUUGAAGCACAAAAUGUUCCAUCGAUUUUAUCUUCAUCACCUGAUGAAUAUAUGCUUAAUCCAUGUAAUGCAAAAAUUUGGUUUGUUAUUGAACUAUGUGAAUCAAUUCGUAUUCUCAAUAUUGAAAUAGCCAAUUUUGAACUUUUUUCAAGUGUUCCGAAAACAUUCCGAGUUUCUUCAUCAGACAGGUAUCCUGCAAAAGAUUGGAAUCGUCAUCAUUUGGGUACAUUUAAUGCAUCAUUUAAUCGUACAAUACAAAGUUUUCAAACAAUGGAAUCUACAACUUAUAUGAAAUAUGUUAAAUUUGAAUUAUUAGAUUUUCAUGGACAUGAACAUUAUUGUCCAUUAAGUGUUGUACGUGUACAUGGAUCAAAUGUUGAAGAUGAAAUAAUGACAAUGGAAGAAAAUACAAAUUUAAUUGAUUCAAAAACUUUAUUAAAUAUUCAAGAUGAAAAUGAUGAUGAUGAUGAUGAUAAUGAUAAUGAUAAUUUAUCAAAUGAUCAACAAGUUGGUGGUAUUAUUGGUUCAGCUAUACUUGAUUUAGCAAAAAGAGUUUUUCGUCGACAAACUACACGUGGUAUACCAUCAACAACAUCAAUGCCAAUAACAGAAAUUAAUGUGUUAAAAACUAAUUGUCAUCAAGCCGUUUUACAUGGUUCAAUAACUAAUGAUAGCAUUAAUACAUGGCGUCUAAGGGAUACAUUUAAACAAUGUAUUGCUGAAUUUCUUCGUGGUACAUGGUCAAAAUUUGAUACAUGUACUGUAUAUUUAUUACAUACUUGUUAUAAAUUAAAUUAUUGUUGUCAAUGUCCAUUAAUGAUAAAUAAUAAUACGAAUAGAAAUAAUCAAAUGAUAUCAACAUUAAAUCUAUAUAAUAAUCCAUGUGGAUAUUAUCAUAUAAUAACAAAUCAAUUUGUAUGUAAAAAAGAAAAAUUAAUUGAAUUAAAUGACACAAUAACAAUAAAUGUAAAUGCUGAAUUAAAUCAGAAUAUUAGUGAAAAAAAUUUAACUAUUUCUACUAAUGAUACUGUAAUGAUUGCUGAUGAAAGUCAAAAUUUGUCUAAUAAUAAAUCUAUGCUAAAACUUAACAAUACUUUAUUGAACGAAACUCAUGUUGAUCAUAAACUAAAUCGUGCUAAUGAACAAAAUUUUUCGAACAAUACUUCAAACGAAACAUUUAUGGCGCCCGAAUCACAAAUAUCAUCGAAUAUAACGAAUCAAAGUUCUUCCCAAUCGUCUACUAUUGAAACAAUUAAUAUGGAUGUUAAUUUAACUGAAAAUUCGAUUGAUAGUAAUAACAUUGAUGAGAUUGUGACUGUAACACCACCACCACCAACAACAACCACAACAACAACAUCUUCAUCAUCAUCUACAAUAAAUAAUAAUAAUAACGAAGCAAUACUACCUAUUAUUUCAAGUCCAUGGCUUAAAAGCAUGUUACUGAAUACAAAAUCAUUACCAGAAUUAUUUAAAAUAAUUGAAAAACUGAAUUUUAAUUUAACAUUAAGUAAUCGAUAUUUACAAGAGCUUAGUCAACAUUAUGUAAAAAAACUUGAUGAAACCCAACAGACAACUGAUCUUCUUCUAAAAUCAUCACAAGCAGCUGAUGAAAGAUUAGAAAAUUUAGAAGAAUAUUUAAAUCGAUUAGAAGAAAAUUUCACUCAAAUGUCAUCUCGUUUAAUAAAACUUGAAGCAUGGAUUCCAUUAAUUCUUUUUAUAAUACUUUGUUUAUUUAUUUGGUGCUUGUGGUCAACAUGUAGUUUAGUUCAUUUACGACGAAAAUUAAAAUAUAUUAAUAACGAAUAUGAAAAACUCUAUAAUAUUAAACAAGUCGAAAAUAAUGAUGAUGAUGAUGAUGAUAACGAUGGUGAUAAUAUGAAUGAUAUUUCACUUAUUUGUAAUGGUAUCAAAAAACGAAAAUUAUCAACUGAUUCAAAUGAUUCAAAUCCUAAUCGUUCUCAGCGUGUACCUGAUUUACCAUUAUCGAAAAUAAAAGAAAAUGGUAUUCAUAGAACUGAACAUAAAAUUAAAAAAAAACCAUUAAAACAAACUCAACAUUUAUUAUCAUUAAGUGGCAUGCAAACUUAA